UCCGCCUCUCCAGUGCGGCGUCCGGUCCGACCCGACCCAGACAGCUGAGCUAGUUGAGUAGGCGCAGCGGCGGGACCGGGACCCUCCCGGAGGCGCGCGGCGCGAGCCAGUGACAAACGAUGGCGGGCGAGGAAGAUCGCGGAGACGGGGACUCGGUAUCAGUGUUGACCGUGCGGGUGCAGUACUUGGAGGACACCGACCCCUUCGCAUGUGCCAACUUCCCGGAGCCGCGCCGGGCCCCCACCUGCAGCCUGGACGGGGCGCUGCCCCUGGGUGCGCAAAUACCCGCGCUGCACCGCCUGCUGGCGGCGCCGCUAAAGCUGGAGGACUGUGCCCUGCAAGUGUCUCCCUCUGGAUACUACCUGGACCCUGAGCUGUCUCUGGAAGAGCAGCGGGAGAUGCUGGAGGGCUUCUAUGAAGAGAUCAGCAAAGGGCGGAAGCCUACGCUCAUCCUGCGUACUCAACUCCCUGUGAGGGUCAAUGCCAUCCUGGAAAAGUUGUAUGGCUCCAGUGGCCCUGAGCUGCGUCGCUCCCUCUUCUCACUAAAGCAGAUCUUCCAGGAGGACAAGGACCUGGUGCCUGAAUUUGUGCACUCGGAAGGGCUGAGUUGCCUGAUCCGUGUGGGUGCUGCUGCCGACCACAACUACCAGAGCUACAUCCUCCGAGCACUAGGCCAGCUGAUGCUGUUUGUGGAUGGGAUGCUGGGGGUGGUGGCCCACAGUGAGACUGUGCAGUGGCUGUACACACUGUGCGCCAGCGUGUCUCGCUUGGUGGUAAAAACGGCCCUGAAGCUGCUGCUGGUGUUUGUGGAAUACUCUGAGAACAAUGCACCACUGUUUAUCCGUGCUGUCAACUCUGUGGCCAGCUCAACAGGCUCUCUUCCUUGGGCCAAUCUGGUGUCCAUCCUGGAGGAGAAGAAUGGCGCUGACCCUGAGUUGUUGGUGUAUACGGUCACCCUCAUCAACAAGACACUGGCAGCACUUCCGGACCAGGACUCCUUCUACGAUGUGACGGAUGCGCUGGAGCAGCAGGGCAUGGAGGCUCUGGUCCAGCGCCACUUGGGCGCCUCGGGCACUGAUUUCGACCUGCGCACACAGCUUGUGCUCUAUGAGAAUGCCCUGCGGUUGGAGGAUGGAGACAUUGAAGAAGCCGCUGCAGGUGGGCGGCGGGAACGCAGAAAGCCCUCUUCGGAGGAGGGCAAGAGGAGCCGCCGGUCUCUAGAAGGCGGGGGCUGCCCUGUACACUCCUCGGAGCCUGGCCCUGCAGGCCCCACCUCUAGCCGCACAGGCCCCGCCUCGCCGACAGGCCCCGCCUCGCCGACAGGCCCCGCCUCGCCGACAGGCCCCGCCUCGCCGACAGGCCCCGCGGACCCCGCCUCAACGGUAAUCUCCACCUACUCCGCUGGCCCUGCCCUUUCAACCGGUCUGGCCCCCAGCCCCGUGGGCCCAGCUUCUGGCCUCUGUACCUCGGUGAACCUCUUUCCUGCCAUCUCCGUGGGGUCCUCAGCCGACAGCUCCAGCGAGAGGAGCAUCUACAAAGCCCGGUUCCUGGAGAAUGUGGCAGCGGCAGAAACAGAGAAGCAGGCUGCACUGGCCCAGGGCCGGGCAGAGACAUUGGCUGGGGCCAUGCCCGAUGAGGCCGAUGGACACCCAGAUACGCGGGAACUAUGGGGCUCACCAGAACCAGGCCCUGCACCCAGAACACCUGAGAGCCCUGUCCCCCGAGGUCUGCUCCGGGCCCAGCGGAGCCUUGAGCCAGAGCCCAAGGUGCCACUGGCCCCACCAAGCCCCAAGGCUGAGCCCAUUCAGGAGUUUCCUAUCCGUGUACCCAAGCUCUGCAUUGGAGACCUGGACUUCUCAGAUCUGGGGGAGGAUGAAGACGAGGACAUGUUGAAUGUGGAGGCUGUGGAGGCUGGGACACCUCCCCCACCCAUCAAAGGCUCACUCUCACCACCUCCACCUCCCGCCGCCCCCCUUUCUCCUUCAGCACCUGAUGGUCUAGCCCUCCCCACCAAGAGGAAAACAGUAAAACUCUUCUGGCGGGAGCUAAAGCUGGCUGGGGGCCAGAGAGGCUCUGGGAGCCGUUUUGGGCCUUGCCCCACCCUGUGGGCCUCACUGGAACCUGUCUCAGUGGACACAGCCCGUCUGGAACACCUGUUUGAGUCCCGUGCCAAAGACGUGCUGCCUUCCAAGAAAGCCGGUGAGGGCCGCCGGACAAUGACCACAGUGCUGGACCCCAAGCGUAGCAACGCCAUCAACAUUGGCCUAACCACCCUGCCACCUGUGCAUGUCAUUAAGGCUGCCCUGCUCAACUUUGAUGAGUUUGCUGUCAGCAAGGAUGGCAUUGAGAAACUGCUGACCAUGAUGCCCACGGAGGAGGAGCGGCAGAAGAUCGAGGAGGCCCAGCUGGCCAAUCCUGACGUACCCCUGGGCCCAGCUGAGAACUUCCUGAUGACCCUUGCCUCCAUUGGGGGCCUGGCCGCCCGCCUACAACUCUGGGCCUUCAAGCUGGACUAUGACAGCAUGGAGCGGGAAAUCGCAGAGCCACUAUUUGACCUGAAGGUGGGCAUGGAACAGCUGGUAAAAAAUGCCACUUUCCGCUGCAUCCUGGCCACUCUCCUGGCUGUGGGCAACUUCCUCAACGGUUCUCAGAGCAGCGGCUUUGAGCUGAGCUACCUGGAGAAGGUGUCCGAGGUGAAGGACACGGUGCGCCGGCAGUCACUGCUGCACCAUCUCUGCUCCCUGGUGCUCCAGACCCGGCCUGAUUCCUCGGACCUCUACUCAGAAAUCCCUGCCCUGACCCGCUGUGCCAAGGUGGACUUUGAGCAGCUGACUGAGAACCUGGGGCAGUUGGAGUGUCGGAGCUGGGCAGCUGAGGAGAGCCUACGGAGCUUGGCCAAGCAUGAGCUGCCCCCAGCCCUGCGUGCCCGCCUCACCCACUUCUUGGCCCAGUGUGGCCGCCGUGUUGCCAUGCUGCGGGUAGUGCACCGCCGUGUCUACAACAGGUUCCGUGCCUUCCUGUUGUACCUGGGGUACACAGCCCCGGCGGCCCGCGAAGUGCGCAUCAUGCAGUUCUGCCACACGCUCCGCGAGUUCGCGCUGGAGUACCGGACUUGCCGGGAACGGGUGCUGCAGCAGCAGCAGAAGCGGGCCACGUGCCGUGAGCGCAACAAGACCCGGGGCCGCAUGAUCACAGAGACAGAGAAGUUCUCAGGUGUGGCUGGGGAAGCCCCCAGCAACCCAUCUGUCCCAGUGGCUGUGGGCGGUGGGCCAGGGCGGGGUGAUGCCGACAGUCACGCCAGCAUGAAGAGUCUGCUGACCAGCAAGCCGGAGGACACCACACACGGUCGCCGCAGCAGAGGCAUGGUCCAGAGCAGCUCCCCUGUCAUGGCAACAGCAAUGGGGCCCUCCACUGCAUCCCCAGAAGACCCCCCAGGCUCCAGUAUACCCAGUGACACUUCAGAUGAGAUCAUGGACCUGCUGGUGCAGUCAGUGACCAAGAGCAGUCCUCGUGCCUUAGCUGCUCGGGAACGCAAGCGCUCCCGGGGCAACCGCAAGUCUUUGAGACGGACACUGAAGAGCGGGCUUGGAGACGACCUGGUGCAGGCACUGGGACUGAGCAAGGGUCCUGGCCUGGAGGUGUGAAGGAGCUGCCUCCAGGACACCUACCUAUCAGGGCCCCAGCCUGCAGUGCCAGAGGCUAGAGAGUGACGAGGGAUCAGCAGAAUUUUGGGCCUCUUCUCAAGCCCCAGGCCACUCUGUGCCCAGUGGACAGUCCCUUGAGCAGUAUUAGCUGUGCGUGCCUGUGUGCAAGUGUGUGUCUGUGUGUGUGUGUCUGCAUGUGUACACGUACUUGUAUGAGCUCCCCAAAUACAUGGAGCAUAAUAAAGUUUUCCUAGCCAA
Molecule: messenger RNA, 3902 nt
Organism: Ailuropoda melanoleuca (giant panda)
Lineage: Eukaryota; Metazoa; Chordata; Mammalia; Carnivora; Ursidae
Gene: FHOD1
Product: formin homology 2 domain containing 1
Biological process (GO): cortical actin cytoskeleton organization
Cellular component (GO): cytoskeleton; cytoplasm
Molecular function (GO): actin filament binding
Source: RefSeq, a predicted model, not a curated record